GUUAAUGAUGUUCCCCUGGAAACACUGGUUUGUGGAGUUGUUUGCAGUGUUCACCUUCACCGACAGCUAAUAUUUGAUCGUGAGGUUUGAUUAUUUCGUAUCUGGAGCAAAAUCGCAGUGCAUUUUUAUUUUGGAUGUGCAGAAAUAGUCAUCUUAUCAAGCUGGCGGUGUUUUUAGUUCCGGAUAAUGGCGGACUUUGGCCGCUACUACAAUGAGCAUGAUGACCGAGUGGGUGGCCCUCAGUUCCGUAACCGUAAAAGUCAUGGGCCACCCAGGGGACGCGUGUACAACGAACGUGUACAUCAGAGACCACGAGGGGGUCCCGCAGGAGGCUUCGGCCCUGGUUCCUCGGGCAGGUUUCUGGAUGAAGCUGGAGAUGUCAACAUGAACUGUGGCCAGGAUGGGACUUUCCAGGGGAGAUUGAACCCAUGUGGCCGGGCCAACCGACGAGGAGAUGGCCGAAUUGCUCGAGACAGAAGUGGAGGAGUCUGGCGGUACAGGCCAGGUGGAGGAAGUCAGUUAUUAGGCAAUGCAGAAAGACAAGGAGGUGCACCAAUCUCAGGAAAAUCCAAAACCUGGCACAAAAUAACGAUCCCUUAUGGCAAGAAAUAUGAUAAGAGCUGGCUUUUGAGGUCUCUGCAGAAUCUCUGCCCCAUACCUUUUACUCCAGUACAUUAUUCCAUGGAGGGGCAGAAAGUGCAGUUCUAUGUAGAGGAUGACAACACUGCCAGUGCCCUGCGCAGUCUGUCUCGCAGGAUCACAGAUAAUGAAGGAUAUAAGGUCGUUGUGAUCACUAACCCCUGUUCUCCACCAUCCUUCCUCCGGAGUGACCUGAAAGACCAGGACUUUGAACACUUAAAGCAAUGCAUGUCCAAGCGAUUUGAUACCUCAGAGCAAUUUCUUGACCUGAACAGCAUUCGCAGCGAUCAAGAUUUGAUCUCUCAGAACAUCGAUGUGAUUUUGAGUAGGAGGAGCUGUAUGGAGGCUGUGAUGAAGAUCAUUAAAGAGAAUAUCCCACAACUAACUGCGCUAAACCUAAGCAAUAACAAGCUCUACAAACUGGAUGACCUUACAGAGCUGGUGAACAUAGCUCCCAAUCUAACGACUCUCAACCUGUCCCAUAACGAGUUGAAGUCUGAGCGGGAGCUGGAUAAGCUGAAGAGCUUGAAACUAACAGAGCUGUGGCUGGAUCUCAAUCCUCUGUGUGAUCACUUUACAGACAAGGCAACAUAUAUCAGUGCUAUUCGUGGACGAUUCCCCAGGCUCCUCAAACUGGACGGCCACAGUCUUCCUGCGCCGAUAGGUUUUGACGUUGAAACCCGCACUGCAGUUCCUUCUUCAAAGGGCAGCUACUUUGUUUCAGCUGAAGUCCAAGAAUUCAUUCUGCGAUUUCUGCACCAAUACUACAGCUUGUAUGACUCGGGAAACAGACAGCCUCUGCUGGAGGCAUAUCAUGAUGAGGCCUGCUUCUCCCUCAGCCUUCCCUCUUCCAUGUACAACCUCUCCAAGUCUAACUUGGAAGAAUAUCACAAUCACAAUCGCAACAUUAAGAGAAUUAAAGACCCUGUGACGCGGUUCCGUGUAUUGAAGCACACUCGACUGAACGUAGUUGCCUUCCUGAAUGAACUGCCCAAAACCCAGCAUGACUUGGCCUCUUUCAAUGUGGAUGUCAACACAUGCACACCAACAUUACUGGUGUUUACAGUCAGUGGGGUGUUCAAGGACAUUGACGUCAAGUCAAAAGAAUCUACUCGUGCCUUCUCCCGGGUCUUCGUUGCAGUACCGGCCAUGAAUAACGGGCUAUGUUUAGUCAAUGAUGAACUAUUUGUGAGGAACGCUACCACUGAAGAGAUCCGCCGUGCAUUUGCCACACCCGCCCCGACCCCGUCCAGCAGCCCUGUGUCCUCCUACUCUCCCACCCAGCAGGAGAUGAUCUCCACCUUCUCCCAGAAAUCUCAGAUGAAUCUCGAUUGGUCCCAAAAGUGGCUACAACAGAAUGAAUGGGACUUCAAUCGAGCUGUACAGCUCUUUACAGAACUCAAGGUUCAGGGCUCCAUAUCAGAGGUCGCUUUCACAUAGUGAAGAUGGAUCAGAAUAGUUCUGUGUUUAGCAAAUCAAAGUGCUGUGUAAAAUUAAAAAUAAAAAGACAAGUUGUUUUUUUAUUUUUAUUAUUAUUAUUAUUAUUAUUAUUAUUAUUAUUACAUUAUUUGAUAUUGUUUUCAAUUUUUUUUAUGGUAUUGUGGCUCAGUCUGGACUGAGAAUGAACACUAACAGCACUUCUGUUACUGUUGUGUUUUAAUUAUUUUAUUUGUGUUCAGGACAUCCAUUGUUAGAUAGAGCAUUAAAAAUCUGUGGUUUGUGGUUGUACAUCCUUUUUAAGUGUUUUGGGGGGGUUGCAGCCAAAUUACUUGCUGUUUUCUGGUUUUUUUUACUGGGGGGUACUAAAGGAGUGCAGCGGACUGAAGCUCUCAACUUUGGUUUAUGUAAAUGACAAAGAGAACUAAGCUGUGGUAUUGUAAUUUAAUGGAAAUUAAAUCAUAGCAUGGCAUAGUGGUGGUGAUAACAUGAUACAGUUUCAGAUUGCCUUACAUAUUUCUUAUUUCAGUCAAGGAAUUUUUACCUGUUAUGUAUAUACACAAUUAAAAAAAUUGUAGCAAAA
This is a messenger RNA of Ictalurus punctatus (channel catfish), 2659 nucleotides long. Its product is annotated as nuclear RNA export factor 1. Gene Ontology annotation, cellular component: nucleus; cytoplasm. Gene Ontology annotation, molecular function: RNA binding; protein binding. The transcript has 21 exons. Bases 187 to 2079 code for a protein of 630 amino acids. Gene Ontology annotation, biological process: poly(A)+ mRNA export from nucleus. NCBI's taxonomy places the organism in Eukaryota, Metazoa, Chordata, Actinopteri, Siluriformes, Ictaluridae. The record is from RefSeq and is a predicted model, not a curated record.